GUGGAAGCCGCGGGGCGAGCACCGCGAUGCUAUCGACGGUGGCAGCGACAGGCCACCUUUGUCCGCGGCCGCCGCCGAGGAGAGGCCCCGCGAGCAGAGCGAGGGGAAGGCGCGGAAGCUGGGCCAGUGGGCCAAGGACUGGGCAGAUCUGGGCCCUGAGCCAGGGGGCCGCCAGCCAGUCCACCGCCAGCUGAUGGGGCCCCGGCGGGGCGCGUUCCGCGCCGUUCACAGCCCGGCGGCAGUCGCACCGUUGCCAGGGGCCUUCGGCACCUUGGGCAGGGUCCAUUUCGGUCCGAUCGAUUCCAAGGGGUCGCGAAGUUGA
Molecule: messenger RNA, 322 nt
Organism: Prorocentrum cordatum
Lineage: Eukaryota; Dinophyceae; Prorocentrales; Prorocentraceae
Source: the annotation of a GenBank genome assembly